This is a messenger RNA of Panthera uncia (snow leopard), 1856 nucleotides long. It is a transcript of the gene CCDC63, whose product is annotated as coiled-coil domain containing 63. The record is from RefSeq and is a predicted model, not a curated record. Gene Ontology annotation, biological process: outer dynein arm assembly; cilium movement. The coding region runs from base 118 to 1752 and encodes 544 amino acids. Gene Ontology annotation, cellular component: axoneme. Lineage: Eukaryota; Metazoa; Chordata; Mammalia; Carnivora; Felidae. The transcript is spliced from 11 exons.
CACACAUUCUCUUCCUCUUGCCACUGUGGACAGGGCACUGCAGAGACAGAGAAAGGAGCGCUCGCUGGCUUUGACCUUCCUGGUAUCUGAGCAUAGGGAGCGCACAAUUCCUUCAAGAUGCCGAUGUCAAAGAAGCACAGGAGAAAACGCUCCGAAGUUCUCAAGGAACCUUCAGAGAAGGUCAAAGAACAGCUGGCUGAGGCUGAGCUUCGGAAGCUGAAGCAGCAAUUCAGGAAGAUGGUGGAAAGUCGCAAGUCCUUCAACUUCUGCUCCCAGCAGAAGAUCUCGAACCAGCACAGGGAGAUCAAGACCCUGCAGAGGGAGCAGGAGGAGAUCACUCUGCUUCUGGGUCUCAUCAAGUCCUCGAAGAACUUGGAACUGAAUGGGAGAAACUACACGGAGCUGUGUUUCCUGCUGCAGACCAAGGAGGACUACGAGGCCCUGAUUAAAUCACAGAAGGUGCUGUUGGCAGAGCUGGAUGAGAAGAUUGCUCAGAUGGAAAAAAAAAUUAUAAACCAAAAACAGAUCUUCGCCAAGAUACAGAAAGCCAAUGACCCCCGGAAACUGCAAAAACAGAUCCACAUUUUGGAAACCCGUUUGAAUCUCGUCACCGUGCACUUUGACAAGAUGCUGACCACCAAUGCUAAGCUCCGGAAGGAGAUCGAGGACCUGCGGUAUGAGAAGGUUGCGUAUCACAAUGUGUAUCAGCAGCUGCUACGGCGCUUAUCGAUGCAGAAGAAAACCAUGAAUGUGGCCAUCGAGCAGGCUGCCCAGGCCUAUGAGCAGAGGCUGGAAGCCAUGGCUCGAAUGGCCGCCAUGAAGGACCGCCAGCAGAAGGACAUUUCUCAGUACAACCUGGAGAUCCGAGAGCUGGAGCGUGUCUAUGCCCACGAGACCAAGCUCAAGUCCUUCUUGCUCAUCAAGCUGAAUGAUCGUCUAGAGUUCGAGGAGCAGAGCAAAAAGGAAGAAGCCCUCAAGGCAAAGAAGUACAAGAGGAAGAACAAGGGUGAGAGUUUUGAGAGCUACGAGGUGGCGCACCUGCGGCUGCUGAAGCUGACAGAGAACGGGGACCUGAAUGAGCUCAUCGAGGGAUUUCUGGCCAAGGAGGAGAAGAACUUUGCUCGGUUCAUGUACGUCACGGAGCUCAACAAUGACAUGGAGACGAUGCACAAGAAGACCCAGAGGAUCCAGAAUGAGAUCAUCCUCUUGCAAUCCCAGCAGAAAUCAUCCCAUGAUGACAACUGCUCUGUCCUGAGACAGAUGGAGGAGAAACUGAAGAAGACCACGGAGGAGGCAGACAUGUAUGAGAACAGCUACAAGGAAAUCAGCAAGACCUUGGAGUAUCUCAAGAACUCGGUGGAGAGUCUGUUUAAAAAGAUAAAUUGUGAUGCCACCAAGAUCCUGGGGCACUUAGGGGAGACAGGGAAAAUCAAUGACACCAACCUUCCACAGUACUUAGCCAUCAUUGAGGAGAAGACCAAUGACCUCUUGCUGCUGGAGUCCUACAAGCGGAUCCUGGAUAUGGAAGGGGCAGAGACCGAGAUGCCACCGCCCUUCAUCAACCCUUUCUGGGGCGGCUCUUCCCUCCUCAAGCCUACAGAACCCAUCAAAGUCAUCCCCCCGGUGCUUGGGGCUGACCCCUUCAGCGACAGGUUGGAUGAAGUGGACCAGCCCCUGGACCACAGCAGCCUUCGGCAGCUCGUGCUCAGCAACUACACUGCGAAAGAGUUUCGAAACAGGGACUUACACUGAGACAGCAUCCUGGAAAGGGGGGAUGAUCUGAGGCCCAAGAAGUUAUGGUCUGAGGCGGAGGGGGCUACAUUUGUACCAGAGAGAAUAAAUGUUUUGUUCUUUAA